This is a messenger RNA of Drosophila subpulchrella, 3105 nucleotides long. It is a transcript of the gene Mco4, whose product is annotated as laccase. Gene Ontology annotation, molecular function: copper ion binding; oxidoreductase activity. Gene Ontology annotation, cellular component: plasma membrane. The transcript has 4 exons. The coding region runs from base 978 to 2906 and encodes 642 amino acids. The record is from RefSeq and is a predicted model, not a curated record. NCBI's taxonomy places the organism in Eukaryota, Metazoa, Arthropoda, Insecta, Diptera, Drosophilidae. Gene Ontology annotation, biological process: iron ion transport.
AUUGCCAAUGCGAUAAAAGCGAAUGAAGACGAAAUUCGAAAUACAUUAUAUACUAUGUUAAUGAGGGGGCUGUGGGGGGGCUGGGGGCCCCCAUUUAUGACAAUGGCAAAAGUUCUGAAUUCUCGGCUGGUGGGCAAUCGCCUUUCUGAUUAGCGUCAGCACAGAAAUUAAAAUGUUUAAUCUACGUUGACAACUCUUGCUGCUUGUUUUUCGUCCCAUUCCCCCAUUGCCCUAUCAAAAACCAAUAUAAAUAUAAAUGCUAUUUGCAAAUGGGGGCCUAAAGUACGGCUGAUAGCCGCUGAUACUGGUUGGGAUGCCUUUGCCACUUGCCAAGACAAGUUUUGCUUAUUUCUAAAAAGGAACUGGAUUUAAACUCAACGCAAUUAAAAUUUAACAGUUGCCCAGCGGUCAGUUGUCAACCCUGCAUUUAACGCGUUGUGCAACACUGCCAAAUUCGAAUUUCAAAAUUUACACGCGCUCUAAGAGGUUUCUUUAUUUUAAAAUUAGGAGUGUGUAAGAAUGUAAGCCACAUAUUUGGUUUUUAAUAUAUUUCUUAGUUGGUUUUUAAGGUAAAUCAGUUUUUUUUUUAAUUUAAAUAUUAUUAAUACCUUUAUUUCAUAACUAUUUCCUUGCAAAAACUUGGCCAAUUCCAUCUCCAAACCAUUUUCCCCAUCAGUAGCUGCCGGAACAUGGGAAAUUAUUCGUGUAUUUACGUCAGUAAUCGGCAUCUUCUGUUCUUCAGCGGCUUGUCAGCCCCACAAUCUUCAAUUAAACACUACGAGUUGUUCGACACCGGGCGACAAGCAACCGAUUCCGGGUAAUUUUUCAGAUCGGAGUCGCGUACAAAAAGGUAACCGAUGACGGAUGCCCCUUGACAGUCUCAUUUGGCCCUCAGCCACAGCCACAUAGGCGGGGAAAAAUUUUGUAUUCAAAAUAUAAUAGUGCCUCUGUUUUUUCGAAUUCGAUUUGAUGCGAGCAUGAAAUUCAAUUUGGUGCAGACACUGGUCUUCACUUUGUGCCUCAUAAGCGUGCAAAUAUACGGCAUUCAAGAUGCCAGUGGGAAGCGGAUCGUGAGCAAGUAUGAGCGGAUAAUGCAGAUGUAUCCCCAGCUGUCCUCAGGCGCAGGCGAGUCCUCGCAGUGGCGGGCGGCCGAGAAGGAUAACAAGCGGCAUCCUUGCAGACGCGACUGUGCGGAUAACCAGCCGAUGACCUGCUACUACUACAUGGUGGUGCACUAUGACGAUACGAUGGCGGAGACCUGCAAGCGAUACCUCCAGACAAAGUUCCGCUUCAAGCUGAAUGGCAAGGAGUAUGUGGACGGCAUCACCCUGGCGGAUCAGCUGGCGGCGAACGACGACUGCAAGUACGCCGAUGGACUGGAGAGCGAGGUGAUGGUGGUCAAUGGCCAGCUGCCCGGGAUGAGCAUCGAGGUGUGCCACGGCGACACCGUGGUGGCGGACGUGAUCAACAGCAUGCACGAGACGACGACCAUUCACUGGCACGGGAUGCAUCAGCGGCUGACGCCGUUCAUGGACGGGGUGCCCCAUGUGACCCAGUACCCCAUCGAGGCCGGUCAGGCCUUCCGCUACCGCUUCGAGGUGGAUCAUGGGGGCACCAAUUGGUGGCACAGCCACACGGAGCACCAGAGGGCAUUUGGGCUGGCGGGUCCACUGGUGGUGCGCAUGCCACCCAAACGGAAUCCCCAUGCCCAUCUCUACGACUUUGAUAUGUCGGAGCAUGUGAUCAUGAUCCAGGACUGGGUGCACAACUUCGUGGAGAGCGUGGCCGAGAAUAUCCUGAUCAACGGCCGGGGCAGGAACCUCAAGAAGGGCGUUAAGGCCGCCAAGCCGACGCUCUACGCCCACUUUCCGGUGGUCAGGGGCGGGCGCUACCGCUUCCGGGUGAUCUUCAAUGGCGUCUCCAACUGCCCCAUCAGCCUGAGCAUCGACAACCACGACCUGGUGGUGAUCGCCAGCGAUGGCAACGACAUCGAGCCCGUGGAGGUCCAGCGGAUCAUGUUCCAUGGCGCGGAGCGCUUCGACUUUGUGCUGCACGCCAACCAGGAGGUGGCCAACUACUGGAUUCGGGUGAAGGGCUACAGCUUCUGCGCCAGGAACCAGUUGCACCAGGAGGCGGUGCUGCACUACCGCGAUGCGGAUCCCCGGAAGCUGGACGCGCACACCCUGAGCUAUGCCUACGAUGCGCCCGGGAAGACCCUGAAUGAGCUGGGCGACGAGGCGGGCGGUGGCAAUAGCAUAUCCCUGGCCAGCCUCAACGCCCAGCGACCGGAACCGGAAGUGCCGCCCGCGGUGACCUUCUACACCAGCAUGAACGCCUUCGAAGUGCGCCAGGGCGAGGGCUUCCGCUUCCAAAUGGACGACAUUAGCUUCAACAUGCCCAAGAUGUCCCUGCUGCAGACACGCAACCUGGGCGUCGGCCAGUUCUUUUGCAAUCGCUCCCAGCAGGCGGAUCUCGGAUUCAAUUGCCGGCAGCGCCACUGCCAGUGCUCCAAUGUCAUCCAGGUGCCGGCCAAUCAGCAGGUGGAGUUCGUCGUCUCCAGCCUCUCGCAGACGCCGCAUCCGAUACACCUGCAUGGCUACACAUUCCGGGUGGUCGGGAUGGGGGUGCUGGGCGAGCAGAAGAUCGGCCAGAUCGAGCAGAUCGACAAGAAGACUCCGUUGCCGCGACGCGGAAAGGGUGCUCCGCUAAAGGACUCCGUCCAGGUGCCCGCCUUCGGCUACACGAUAUUCCGGUUCUACUCCAACAGUCCCGGCUACUGGAUGUUCCACUGCCACAUCUCCCCGCACUCGGAGAACGGCAUGGCCGCCGUCGUCCGGGUGGGCGAGGAUGUCGAGAUGAAGAUGUGCCCGGUGAGCAACUGCGGACUGUGCAGUUCCGUGGCCUAGACUUACAUAGUCCUUUGCGAGACCCAAAAAGUUACCCCUCAUGUGGACAAUAAAAGCGUUACCUUUAAGCUGGCAUUUCAAAUGGAUUGAUUUUGAGCGGGCCACUCUGGGCAGAAAUAUGAUUUCAAAUGUUACUGUUAAAAGAUAAAAACCAAAAUGUCACCAUCAAUUUAAUAUUGCCAUAAACGUAUUGAUUUUA